AUGCCGAGCUCAAAAAGUGAGGCCAUGCGUGGCCUGGCUGUGUUUAUAUCGGAUAUAAGAAACUGCAAGAGUAAAGAAGCGGAGGUGAAACGCAUUAACAAGGAACUUGCGAAUAUAAGAUCGAAGUUCAAGGGCGACAAAACGCUCGAUGGUUACCAAAAGAAGAAAUACGUUUGCAAGCUGCUUUUCAUAUUCCUCCUUGGUCACGAUAUCGACUUCGGUCACACAGAAGCUGUUAAUUUACUGUGCUCUAAUAGGUACACAGAAAAACAAAUUGGUUAUUUAUUCAUAUCUGUCUUGAUUAACGAAGCACACCCACUGAUGAAUUUAGUCAUUACAAGGCUAAAAGAUGACCUGUCCAGUCGCAACCCAGUGUUCGUCAACCUCGCCCUCCAGUGCAUUGCAAACAUCGGUAGCCGUGAAAUGGCUGAAAAUUUUGUCCAGGAAAUCCCUAAACUUCUCGUUUCUGGAGACACCAUUGAUUCCAUUAAACAAAACGCAGCUCUCUGUAUGCUACGGCUUAUUCGCAUCGCCCCAGAGUUGGUUACAUACGACGAUUGGACUGUCCGUACCAUACAUCUUUUGAACGACCAGCAUUUGGGUGUCGUUACAUCUGCAGUCAGUUUGAUCGAUGCACUAUUGAUUACAUCGUCCUACACAGAUCUGCAGGAUUAUACCUACUAUUUUGUUACUGCUCCCUGGUUAUCGGUGAAGCUAUUACGACUGUUGCAGAACUAUCCGCCACCCGAAGAUACGACUGUCCGAGCCCGACUCACCGAAUGUCUAGACACUAUUCUGAAAAAGGUUCAAGAGCCGCCAAAAUCUAAAAAAGUGCAACACCCGAAUGCAAAGAAUGCCGUCCUGUUCGAGGCCAUUAACUUGAUCAUUCAUAUGGAUUGUGAUUCGAAAUUACUUGUUCGUGCCUGUAAUCAGUUGGGCCAAUUCCUACAACAUAAGGAAACCAAUCUGCGCUAUUUGGCUCUGGAAUCUCUCUGCCUGUUAGCAACCAGUGAAUUCAGUCACGAAGCAGUCAAGAAGCAUCAGGAAACUAUUGUGAACGCACUCAAAGUAAGCGCUUUUUCUUCUGGACACCCAUGCAUGGAUCUCACCGUGAAUAACUCAUCUGUGCUCUUCCAGUUGUGGGAAACUACUCCAAAUUUCAACACUUAUUUACCACCAGUUCUAGUGCAUAUUUGGUGCCCGGCACCAUACGGGCUAAAACUUCUUGAGCUAGAGUCCGGCUGGUGUUUGCAUUUACAACCCUAA
Echinostoma caproni is the source of this 1266-nucleotide messenger RNA. The record is from the annotation of a GenBank genome assembly. NCBI's taxonomy places the organism in Eukaryota, Metazoa, Platyhelminthes, Trematoda, Plagiorchiida, Echinostomatidae.